Acanthochromis polyacanthus (spiny chromis) is the source of this 4740-nucleotide messenger RNA. RefSeq names its product purine-rich element binding protein G (gene purg). Gene Ontology annotation, molecular function: purine-rich negative regulatory element binding; DNA-binding transcription factor activity, RNA polymerase II-specific; RNA polymerase II transcription regulatory region sequence-specific DNA binding. NCBI's taxonomy places the organism in Eukaryota, Metazoa, Chordata, Actinopteri, Pomacentridae. Gene Ontology annotation, biological process: regulation of transcription by RNA polymerase II. The coding region runs from base 392 to 1420 and encodes 342 amino acids. The transcript has a single exon. Gene Ontology annotation, cellular component: nucleus. The record is from RefSeq and is a predicted model, not a curated record.
CUUUAACGGAGGUACUGUCAGGACGGGGAGGGGGGUGGAUGGGUUCAUCGGGUUCAUGUAGUAUUGGACGCCUCCUCCCAUUUCAGGUCGGCUGCUUCUCUGGGUACCUCGGUGAAUGGUAAGGUGUAAGGCCGAUGGGUGAUGACAAUGGAAUGGAAGUUCGAGCUGUUAAUGCUUACAUAGCCGAGCUUGACCUUUAUUCGUGGCACAGAAGCUCGAUCAGCUGAUGACUCCAAACUAGCUGCCAUUUUCAGUUCAUUCGAGGCAUCUCACUAACUUGUUUGUAGCUCCAGCCAGUUGUAAGAGUAUACCUGCUUCCAUCUCCUGCCAGUCGUCCACUGGAAUGGAGGAAUCGCUUUGUCCUGUGCUGUCUAGUGGUGGAAUAUAAAUCAUGAUGGCUGAUGGAUGUUGCAGAGGAAUGGAAAGAGGCAGGGGUAAGAUUGCAUCAGAUUCUUUACCAAGACAUGCAUAUCCUCAGCAAUAUGUCCAAACGGGAUCACAGCAGCAGGUAAAUGACAUCCAGGAAUUGGCCUCCAAACGCGUCGACAUCCAGAAGAAACGCUUCUAUCUGGAUGUGAAGCAGAGUGUACGCGGCCGCUUCCUCAAAAUAGCCGAGGUAUGGAUUGGCAGAGGCCGUCAUGAUAACAUCAGGAAGAGCAAGCUGACGUUGUCUAUGUCCAUGGCACCCGCACUACGCUACUGCUUGGGAGACUUUAUAGAUUAUUACGCCCGUAUCGGACUGAGAGGGGGCCUGGCGCCUCCGCAGGUCGAGGAGCACAGCAACAACGGCCAGGGCCGAGCGCACGACUGCCGCAGGAGAGUUCAGGAUCAGCACGCAAUAUUGUCUCCAACCGGCUCUGCGGUGUCCGACGACCAUGCCCACCGCGUCCUCAAGAGCGAAUUUAUCGAGAGAGACAAUCGAAAGUACUUUCUGGACCUAAAAGAGAACCAGAGAGGUAGGUUCCUCCGCAUACGACAGACUGUCAGCAAAGGACAUGGCACAAUGGGUUACUACGGCCAGGGCAUCGAACAGACCAUCGUGCUGCCCGCACAGGGGCUCAUUGAGUUCAGAGAUGCUCUGUCGCAGCUCAUUGAAGACUACGGAGACGAAGACAGCGAUGAGCGCGGCAGAGCCGGGUCCAGGUGCCGCGACGAAGACCCCGAGCUUCCAGAGGCUGCGUCUUUUCGGGUGGACAACAAAAGGUUUUACUUUGACGUCGGGUCAAACCGGUAUGGUAUCUUUUUGAAAAUUAGCGAAGUUCGACAGCCGUAUAGAAACACUAUCACAGUUCCCCUAAAAGCCUGGGCUAGAUUUGGAGAGAAUUUCAUCAGGUACGAGGAGGAGAUGCGUAGAAUCUUUUCUUGUCAUAAAGAGAAGAGGACGGACGCUCGGCAGGACAGCGAGGAGCAGGAGGACUGAGCUGGCUGCUUUAGCAUACUGUAAGAUUCUGUUACAGAGCAUUGUCCACAAUUGACAAUUCCAUGAUGUACUGCAUGUACAUACUACCUAGAGGGUGUACUUUGUUCACUUUUUUUGGCUUAUCUGCCAAGGGCUGGUAAAUUACACAUUUUAACCUGCCAAGAAGUCAUCCAUUCAUAGUCUAAUGCUACAUCUAUUUUCAUUUGUCAGUGCUCUUUAAUGCACAUUAACCUCAUAGGCAGAGCCAGCCCACCCUUAUAUGGGGCCACAAUUGAAUUUUUUAACCCCCACAACCAUCCCAUACCUUUUUAAUUGAGUGCAGGUACAGUGUGUAAUUGUUUAAUUCCAGAUGUUGUAGAAAUGUGACACCACUGAUAGUAGAAACGUGGUGUUGAUCAAAAAUUUCUUGUCAUGUUUUGCCCCAGAAGCAUAGUGGAUAAUAGUUUUUUGGCAACAAAAUUGUAUAGGAAAUUUCAACCCCAACCAGUCUAUGAAAGCAAAAAAGUAACUGGUACACAAUAAAUAAAAAUGUGUUCGGUAUAGUGUAGGUAUUCUGAAAAGUGCAAUUUAGGAAUUUGUGCAGAAAGAAAAAUAUUACAAUUUCAUAAAGACAAUUGCAAUGAAAUUACAAGUAAAAUUGAACAGAUAAUCUCAUACAUCAAAUUAAUGAUGACCAUUGAGACCCUAGCAGGACCUUAUUGAAAGUGCAAUACACACCCCAGUCACCAACUAACACCUGCAACCAUACUGGACUUGUUACAGAGGUGAAAAAAAUAGUUAUAGUACAGUAAGAAGGAUGUGAUGAGCAUAUCUAAUGUUGCAUUUCUUCAUUGCUGCUUUCCUGUAAUAAUGAGCAUUGACUGUAAGAAAUGGGACAGGGAUGUGGCAUUUGUAAGCUGCAGCUGCCAGUUUAGACUGACAGAUAAUAACACACAUAUGUGAUACACACUGGUGUGUGUGUGUGUGUGUGUGUGUGUGUGUGUGUUACUUUUCAGUGGAAUAGACUUGCUGUGUGUGUUUCAUUCAUGUGGCAGCAAAGCAGCACAUCCCCUCAUGUUGUUAGCACUGUUGUCAGUGAAAGCACCAAAAGUUUACAUUGGAAGGAAAUAAUUCCAAUCCUUUUUAGCUAGUGCAGUCCAUCUCCUGUUAUUAUAGCCAACACAGGCACUUACACAAGACUAUUUGUCUCAUAGUGAUGGUGUUUGUUUUAUUUAGCUUUGUUUUUCAUUAAGCUGAGCCACAGUAUAUCAAUGUUUUAUUAAUAUUUGAAUUGGCACUUGCCUUGAGGCCUGAAGCACUUGAAGAAGAACUGACUUGUAGAAUUUGCCGCCUGAAUAUAUCACUUUCUGAAUAUAUCCUAGAGUAUUUAUUCAAGGGAAUAGGUGUCUCUUAUCAUUCAAAACAUAGCUAAGACAAAGAAAACAAAGCAUGACCACCAUCUUAAAAGACAGAAAUAGAUGUCAUGUCACAGGGCUCUUAAAGAUAAGUGUGUUACUGUAGUUAUGUUAUUAGUACUAUAUGGUAAUCAAAUCCCAAUAGCUCAGAGUUAUAUCAUUUUAUUUCUGAAGGAAAGGUAUUUACAUGGGUUCUGCUGAGCCACAUAAAGCCAUCUUAUGCAGUUUGUUUUUAUUGUCCACACAGCUGCGUCUUUAGAACUUUUUCAGUGUCUGUAUUGCUGUGGAUUCAGAAGUAUCUGGCAGAGCUUACAAUCAUAAAGUCAUGAUAAAGGUGUGCCAGAUUGCAUACAAGCAAACCGUGUACCUGAAAUACACCCAUCAUGAACAAGGCACACAGCUAUGGGAGACAUUAACACUUUCUGCAAUGAAACCUAAUGGAACAUGUUUGCUAUUUUUUUUUGCCUUUGACUGUUUAGAACAGGAAAUUGUGGACAUCUUGCCAAAGAGAAGCUUCUUUUUAGGUUAAUUUGUAUGAGAGAAACCCUUUUAACAAGAGCAAGUACAAUUUAUUUUAGGUAAUCUGUGUAUGUAUCUUGUUAUCAUCUCUAGAGAACUGUGAUUUCUAUAGCAGCCCCUCAGGGUCCUUAUCCCUAGGUUAAAACUACUGGUGUUAAAGCCAGUUAUAUAGUGAUAUAUUUUAUAGUUUAAAACUCUUUGGCUGCUAGAAAUAUUGAGAAAUGUAUUUUGUAUUAUUUUCCCAGAUUCCCUUAAAACUUGUUAACACUGAUAAUGUCCGACAUCAAACAUGAAAAUUAGGUCAUUUGUUAUGUCAAACCUUUGAGCAGUAGCUUGAAAAUCUUCUGCCUAAUGUGUUCCAAAAUAUUUUUGACCAGUAUGUGUUGCUAUGGAAAUGUGUUCACACUUUUUCUGUCAUAAAGUCGUUGAUGUAUCAUGUACAGGUCAGGUCAAGGUAGAAACUGCUCUCAUAAGCUAGAUGAACACCACAGUGCUCAUUGGUAACUGGGAGCAAGUAGCAUAGAAAGGGCUCAACAUGUUUCUUAAGCAGUAGUUGAAACUAUCUUGUUUCUGCAGAAACAUGUAUUUUACCUUUCCUUAUAGUCUUCUCAUUAGCAAGUGAUGAAGUUGUUUGAAAUUCUGUAUUUUGCAUUCGUCUAAAUCCAUCCAAGUGCUGCUUUUCCAUAUGAGCUUGAAUGGCAGUUUGCUGUACAUUUUGCUCAGUGUAGACAAUAUGUGACCAUUAUGAAAGGAGAGCUGGUCACUACUGGCAAAGAGCCCGAUCCAGACCAUGGCUUAAACUUCGUACAACUGAUUUACUCAGUUGUUAUGCUCUCCUGAUACUUGAUAAUUUUUUAAAAAAAGUUUUAUUUUGGUAAACCAUUUUCUUCAGAAAAUGUUUUCAUACCACAGAAGACAGCUUUUUGUCUCAGGCUGGCAGUUGCCCAUCAAUGUGUAUUUUAAUUCAGACAGUUUAGCCACUGUUUCUACGGCUUUGUGCAAGGUACAGUAUAAUUCACUGCAGGUAACCAUUGCAAUUUUACACUGUGCUUUUUGUACUACCUCAUCCUUACAGUAUUACUGAAUGAUAUUGAACUACAGCCAUGGAAAUAGUUGUCCUCCUGUAGUCGUCCCUAUUGGAGCUAACAUUACAUUAGUGUUAUACACACCUCUUUAUAGCUUCAGCCCAGUUACUGACUAGUCCAUAUCUGAACAGAAGCAAUUCAGUCAUGCACAUUUUAAACCACCUUAGAAGUGUCUGAGCCGGGCCUUUGUCUAAGUGUAACUCAGUGACUGUCAUUAACUCUCAGUUUAGUGGGUUUGAGAUUUAAUGAAAUGGCUAGUUUUGGUGUAGGAGAAAAAAAAUGCAAAAGCUGGUUACAAUAAAUCAAUGUUUUAAGAUUUACA